Molecule: messenger RNA, 1737 nt
Organism: Jatropha curcas
Lineage: Eukaryota; Viridiplantae; Streptophyta; Magnoliopsida; Malpighiales; Euphorbiaceae
Product: Protein kinase superfamily protein
Biological process (GO): protein phosphorylation
Molecular function (GO): protein tyrosine kinase activity; ATP binding
Source: RefSeq, a predicted model, not a curated record
UGUUUUGUUCUAAAACAGAGAAUCAAUACAGGGAGUUAGAGAACAGAGAGAAGAAACUAAAAACAACCCAUCUCCUUUCUUCCUCUGUUUUCCAAAAUCUCCUCCGUUUUAUUUAUUUUUUUCGUUUCUGUAGAUAUUUUUUUUUCUUUUCCCACAUUUUUCUCCAUUACCAUUCUCUCUCUAUCUACCAAUCGAAUCUCUCUGUCAUUUCCUCUGUUAAAAUCUCAAAUCCUUAGAAUUUUGCAGGACAUUGUUUGAAAUUGUGGUAUUAAUUGAAGAGCUGAUAUGUCGUGUUGCGGAGGUGCGGAGGAGGAACUCGACGGCCCGCCUGCUAAUCCAUCUGCAGCCCCACCUAAAGGAGGCAAUCCAUAUGGAGAUAGCCAGAGAGGAGAGCCAAAGAGUGCCAAUCCUGCCAAAAGUGGAGCUCCGCAAAAGAUGUUACCAAUUGAAGUUCCAUCUAUGUCAUUGGAGGAGUUAAACAGAUUAACCGAUAACUUUGGUUCUAAGGCAUUGAUUGGUGAAGGUUCUUAUGGCCGAGUUUUCUAUGCCAAGUUAGAGGAUGGUGGAGAGGCUGCAAUAAAGAAACUAGAUGCCAACACUUCACAAGAACCAGAUUCUGAUUUUGCAGCACAGUUAUCCCUAGUUUCAAGGCUUAAACAUGAUCAUUUUCUGGAGUUGAUGGGAUAUUGUUUGGAAUCAAAUAGUCGAAUCUUGGUUUACCAGUUUGCGACAAUGGGUUCUUUACAUGACGUAUUACAUGGAAGGAAAGGUGUGCAAGGGGCUGAACCAGGUCCUGUACUUAGUUGGAACCAGAGAGUUAAAAUUGCCUUUGGUGCAGCCAAAGGUCUUGAAUAUCUGCAUGAAAAAUGUCAGCCUCCUGUAGUUCAUCGCGAUGUUAGAUCGAGCAAUGUACUUCUUUUUGAUGAUUUCAUGGCUAAAAUUGCUGAUUUUAACCUGUCAAGUGCCUCUUCUGAUACUGCAGCUCGGCUGCAUUCAACAAGAGUCUUAGGCACUUUUGGUUACCAUGCUCCUGAGUAUGCCAUGACUGGACAAAUAACACAGAAAAGCGAUGUUUAUAGUUUCGGAGUGGUUCUUCUAGAGCUUUUGACAGGAAGAAAGCCAGUAGACCAUACAAUGCCUAAGGGACAACAAAGUCUUGUUACCUGGGCAACUCCAAGAUUAAGUGAAGAUAAAGUGAAGCAAUGUGUGGAUCCCAAACUAAAUAAUGAAUACCCACCAAAGGCAAUUGCUAAGUUAGCAGCAGUCGCAGCACUUUGUGUUCAGUACGAGGCAGACUUCAGGCCAAACAUGACAAUUGUCGUUAAGGCUCUGCAACCACUUCUCAACUCAUCAAAACCAGCAGGACCAGAAACUCCAGCAUAAAUUCAAAAAACGAAAUAGCCUAAAAAUUUCAGACAGGCAUUCUUAGAUUUAUGUAAUAUAUAUGCAGUUCUACGUAGUUCCCCUAUUUCGUCUGUUGUUUCUGCCACGACAUUGUCAUGGUUACAUAGACGGAUUAUACAGAGAGGGAAUUAUAAUCAUAAAUCUAUUUGAUACAGUUAAUAUGGGAUAAAAAUUUCAAUUAGUGUUUUUUUGAUAGAUUGUAUUUUUAGUUGUUUGGCAAAUACACAUUGCCAAGAUUGUAGUGCUCUUUUUGUUCUUGUCUCUAACCAUGUGAGAAAAAUGUUAUUGGGAAUGUUUUUAUACCAUAAUGACUAAUUUAUGUGGAUCCAAAUA